Molecule: messenger RNA, 4471 nt
Organism: Camelina sativa (false flax)
Lineage: Eukaryota; Viridiplantae; Streptophyta; Magnoliopsida; Brassicales; Brassicaceae
Source: RefSeq, a predicted model, not a curated record
GAACGACAGCACAAUUACCUGAAAGAUGGUCCGUAUGUCACUCCGGAAGAAGCACUUGCAAUCUAUACAACAACUGUUCAUUGGCUGGAAUCAAGGAAGUUUUCUCCAAUUCCAUUUCCUCCAUUGUCAUACAAACAUGACACAAAGUUGCUCAUCCUUGCCCUUGAGAGACUGAAGGAAUCAUAUAGUGUAGCUGUGAGGUUGAACCAGCAGCAGCGAGAAGAGCUUGUAUUUUGUGUUGUUUGUUUCAGGCUUCUUCGUUUGGUUCUUGACCACAAUAUUGCAGACUAUGUGUCUGCCAAGAAUAACGUGGUCCUGUCUUACAAGGAUAUGAGUCAUACUAACUUGUAUGGUCUCAUUAGGGGACUCCAGUUUGCAUCAUUUGUUGUUCAGUUCUAUGGUCUAUUACUUGAUCUUUUGCUUCUUGGUUUGACUCGAGCGAGUGAAAUUGCUGGGCCACCACAGAUGCCUAACGAGUUUAUGACGUUUUGGGAUACAAAAGUGGAAACACGCCAUCCCAUAAGACUCUAUUCUCGGUAUAUAGACAAAGUUCAUAUCAUGUUUAAGUUUACCCAUGAAGAGGCUCGGGAUCUUAUUCAGCGAUAUCUUACGGAGCACCCGGAUCCCAAUAAUGAAAACAUGGUGGGAUACAACAAUAAGAAGUGCUGGCCAAGAGAUGCAAGGAUGAGGUUGAUGAAACAUGAUGUCAAUCUUGGUAGAAGUGUCUUCUGGGACAUGAAGAACCGUCUUCCUCGGAGCAUCACAACUUUGGAGUGGGAGAAUGGCUUUGUUUCUGUCUAUAGCAAGGAUAAUCCUAACCUGCUCUUUAGCAUGUGUGGAUUUGAAGUCCGCAUACUUCCAAAAAUCAGGAUGACCCAAGAAGCUUUCAGCAACACAAAAGAUGGUGUCUGGAAUCUGCAAAAUGAACAGACCAAGGAGAGGACUGCAGUAGCUUUUCUGCGGGUUGACGAUGAACAUAUGAAGGUGUUUGAGAAUCGUGUGAGGCAGAUCCUUAUGUCAUCAGGAUCAACCACCUUUACCAAGAUCGUCAACAAAUGGAAUACAGCUCUAAUUGGUCUCAUGACUUACUUCCGUGAAGCCACUGUACACACGCAAGAGCUCUUGGAUCUACUGGUCAAGUGUGAGAAUAAAAUCCAAACAAGAAUUAAGAUCGGGUUGAACUCAAAGAUGCCUAGUCGAUUUCCUCCUGUUAUCUUCUACACUCCAAAGGAAAUUGGAGGGCUGGGAAUGUUGUCAAUGGGUCAUAUUUUGAUCCCACAAAGUGACCUUCGGUACAGCAAGCAAACAGAUGUUGGUGUAACCCACUUUAGGAGUGGAAUGAGCCACGAGGAAGAUCAGCUUAUACCAAAUCUUUACCGUUAUAUACAGCCGUGGGAAAGUGAGUUUAUUGAUUCACAGCGUGUAUGGGCAGAAUAUGCUUUAAAAAGGCAGGAAGCGCAGGCCCAAAAUAGGCGUCUUACACUGGAAGAUCUGGAAGAUUCUUGGGAUAGAGGAAUUCCUCGUAUAAAUACACUGUUUCAGAAGGAUAGGCACACAUUGGCAUAUGAUAAAGGUUGGAGAGUUAGGACCGACUUUAAGCAGUACCAAGUCCUUAAACAAAAUCCUUUCUGGUGGACACACCAGAGGCAUGAUGGAAAGUUGUGGAACUUGAACAAUUACCGCACUGAUGUCAUUCAAGCACUUGGAGGUGUUGAGGGUAUUCUUGAGCACACCUUAUUCAAGGGGACAUACUUCCCGACAUGGGAGGGUCUUUUCUGGGAGAAGGCAUCUGGUUUUGAGGAGUCGAUGAAAUAUAAGAAGUUGACUAAUGCGCAGAGGUCUGGUCUAAACCAGAUUCCAAAUAGAAGAUUCACGCUUUGGUGGUCGCCAACAAUUAAUCGAGCGAAUGUCUAUGUGGGUUUCCAAGUGCAGUUGGAUCUGACAGGAAUAUUUAUGCAUGGAAAGAUUCCUACACUUAAGAUAUCUUUGAUUCAGAUUUUCCGUGCCCAUUUGUGGCAGAAAAUCCAUGAGAGUGUUGUUAUGGAUCUUUGCCAAGUAUUAGACCAAGAGUUGGACGCUUUGGAGAUAGAAACGGUACAGAAGGAGACAAUUCAUCCAAGAAAGAGUUAUAAGAUGAACAGCUCUUGUGCUGAUGUUCUUCUAUUUGCUGCUCAUAAAUGGCCUAUGUCUAAGCCUAGCCUGGUUGCGGAGUCAAAGGAUAUGUUCGACCAGAAAGCUAGUAACAAGUAUUGGAUAGAUGUGCAACUUCGAUGGGGAGACUAUGACUCCCAUGAUAUUGAGCGUUAUACUAGGGCAAAAUUCAUGGACUAUACAACUGACAACAUGUCUAUCUAUCCAUCUCCAACAGGUGUAAUGAUUGGGCUUGAUCUGGCAUACAACUUGCAUUCUGCCUUUGGUAAUUGGUUCCCUGGUUCAAAACCUCUUCUUGCUCAAGCAAUGAACAAGAUCAUGAAGUCAAAUCCAGCUCUGUAUGUAUUGAGAGAGAGGAUCAGGAAGGGUUUACAGUUGUACUCGUCUGAGCCUACAGAGCCAUAUUUGUCAUCUCAAAACUAUGGUGAAAUAUUCAGCAAUCAAAUUAUAUGGUUUGUUGAUGAUACCAAUGUAUAUCGUGUCACGAUUCACAAGACAUUUGAAGGAAAUUUAACGACUAAGCCAAUCAAUGGCGCGAUUUUCAUUUUCAAUCCAAGAACUGGGCAGCUGUUCCUGAAGGUUAUCCAUACUAGCGUCUGGGCUGGUCAGAAGCGUCUUGGUCAGCUAGCAAAAUGGAAAACUGCUGAAGAGGUUGCUGCACUUGUGCGAUCACUCCCCGUUGAAGAACAGCCAAAACAGAUUAUUGUCACGCGAAAAGGAAUGUUGGAUCCCCUUGAGGUUCACUUGCUGGAUUUCCCCAACAUCGUUAUCAAGGGAAGUGAGCUGCAGCUUCCGUUCCAGGCUUGCCUAAAGAUAGAGAAAUUUGGUGACCUGAUUUUGAAGGCGACAGAACCGCAGAUGGUUUUGUUUAAUAUAUAUGAUGAUUGGUUGAAGAGUAUAUCUUCGUAUACUGCCUUUUCAAGACUUAUUUUGAUCCUUCGUGCGCUUCAUGUUAAUAAUGAGAAGGCUAAGAUGUUGUUGAAGCCUGACAAGUCUGUUGUCACUGAGCCACAUCACAUCUGGCCCUCUCUCACUGAUGAUCAAUGGAUGAAGGUGGAGGUAGCACUCAGAGAUCUGAUCCUUUCUGACUACGCAAAGAAGAACAAUGUUAACACCUCAGCUCUGACACAAUCAGAGAUCAGAGAUAUUAUUCUUGGAGCUGAGAUUACUCCACCCUCUCAACAGAGGCAACAGAUUGCUGAGAUUGAGAAACAGGCAAAGGAAGCCAGCCAGCUUACUGCAGUCACAACAAGAACUACAAAUGUUCAUGGUGAUGAGCUCAUUGUCACCACCACGAGCCCUUACGAGCAAUCUGCAUUCGGUUCCAAAACAGAUUGGCGUGUACGUGCAAUAUCAGCCACUAACCUUUACCUCAGAGUCAAUCACAUAUAUGUGAAUUCAGAUGACAUAAAGGAAACCGGAUACACCUACAUCAUGCCAAAGAAUAUUUUGAAGAAGUUCAUAUGCGUAGCGGAUCUUCGUACUCAAAUUGCUGGGUAUUUGUAUGGUAUUAGUCCCCCAGAUAAUCCCCAAGUGAAAGAAAUCCGUUGCGUUGUGAUGGUGCCACAGUUUGGAUCUCAUCAGCAUGUUAUCCUGCCGUCUUCUCUUCCUGAGCAUGACUUCCUUAAUGAUCUGGAGCCCUUGGGAUGGUUGCACACACAGCCUAACGAGCUGCCUCAGCUGUCACCACAGGAUGUAACCUCUCAUUCGCGUAUUCUGGAGAACAACAAGCAAUGGGAUGGAGAAAAAUGCAUCAUCUUGACCUGCAGUUUCACUCCGGGCUCCUGCUCUUUGACGUCAUAUAAGUUGACCCAAACCGGAUAUGAAUGGGGGCGGCUUAAUAAGGACACAGGCAGCAAUCCUCACGGUUACCUUCCCACCCAUUAUGAAAAGGUUCAGAUGUUAUUGAGUGACCGAUUCCUCGGGUUUUACAUGGUUCCUGAGAAUGGACCGUGGAACUACAACUUCAUGGGAGUGAAGCACACGGUGAGCAUGAAAUACAGUGUCAAACUCGGGUCCCCAAAGGAGUUCUAUCACGAGGAGCAUCGACCCACUCAUUUCUUGGAGUUUAGUAACAUGGAGGAGGCCGACAUUUUGGAGGGAGAUCGUGAGGACACAUUUACUUGAAAUGUAGUAACUUUUCUUACCAAUAGAGACUUGUAAGCUUUUGUACGCAAAUCAGGGACGUAGUCUUUGCUGUCUUGUGCGUUACUCUUGAGGUUGAGGUAGGUAGUAAAGUCCCUAAAUCUUAAAACAAUGUUUUGCCACUAGAAUCAAACUAUUGAAUGUGUUGAAUGGGCACAUCUGAUGCAAUUCAGUA